Messenger RNA from Cyclopterus lumpus (lumpfish), 1269 nucleotides. It is a transcript of the gene vps25, whose product is annotated as vacuolar protein sorting 25 homolog. Gene Ontology annotation, cellular component: ESCRT II complex. Gene Ontology annotation, molecular function: structural molecule activity; protein homodimerization activity. Gene Ontology annotation, biological process: protein transport to vacuole involved in ubiquitin-dependent protein catabolic process via the multivesicular body sorting pathway. NCBI's taxonomy places the organism in Eukaryota, Metazoa, Chordata, Actinopteri, Perciformes, Cyclopteridae. The transcript is spliced from 6 exons. The record is from RefSeq and is a predicted model, not a curated record. Bases 55 to 579 code for a protein of 174 amino acids.
GAAGGGUGGACGCUCUUCCGGAAGCUGUCGGCUGUAAACACCGCAACAACUGCAAUGAGUUUUGAGUGGCCCUGGCAAUACAGUUUCCCCCCGUUUUUUACGCUCCAGCCCAAUGUUGACACCAGACAGAAGCAGCUGGCGGCCUGGUGUUCGCUGGCUCUGUCGUACUGCCGGCACCACAAGCUCUACACCCUGGACGUCAUGGAGGCUCAGGAAAGCCCCGUGUUCAACAACAAGAAGAUAGAGCGAAAACUGUCAAUGGAAGCAAUUCAAGUUGUGUUCGAGGAAUUGAGGAAAAAAGGAAACCUGGAUUGGUUGGACAAAAACAAGUCCCGGUGCUUAGUCAUGUGGAGACGGCCGGAGGAAUGGGGAAAGCUGAUCCACCAGUGGGUUUCCAAAAUCGGGAUGGUCAACUCUGUGUUUACGCUCUACGAGUUGUCCAACGGUGACGACACGGAAGGCGAAGAGUUCCACGGGCUAGAAGACUGGAUGCUGCUGCGCUCGUUGCAGGCGCUGCAGGCGGACGGCAAAGCCGAGAUCAUCACCAUGGACGAUGGAAAGGGGGUCAAGUUCUUCUGAAAGCGGGCGCCCGGGACAUCACACACCCACACACACACCCCUGUAUAGGGGGGGGGGGAGCCUCAUAAUCCACGAGGUGCUCCUCAACGCCUGGAGGACGCUCGUCCCGCAGUUGUUGUUGUUGUUGUCGCCGCCUUUUAAAAAGUUUAUGCAAAACCCUUUUUUCUUAUUGGAAGAGAACAAAUAUCAUUUCUUUAGUGUUUUUUUGUUGUUGGGAGAAACCAAUAAAUAAGCAUUUGAGGCGACACUUAAACACGCAAUGGGUCUUUUUCGGGGGACUGAAUACUAUCUGAACACUCCUGGGGAAAAUCUCUCCCCACCAGCUGUUUCUUUAUUGUAAAUACGACUAGCUUUAUCUUUCUUGUUCUCUCCCAUAUUAACAAAAACUCUUCGGUAUCGUUGGCUGUGGACCUUUUUUGCUCUGCUGUUUUUCAAAUCUGAGCCAACGAGACAACCCAAAGAAAUCCCCGAACGCAACACCAGGGGGACUUUUUUUAUUUUGAGAAAAGGAACACCAAGAGACCCUGGCCCAACUCCCCUGGGUGUGAUAACAGUGGACUUCACUACAGAUUGCUGUCAUCCUAUUAUUGUGCUGUGGCUGCUGUUAUAUAAUCUCUUUCUAUUUUCAACUUUCUUUUUCUUUUCUUUUUUUUCAUGUCCUGUAGGAAAAUAAAUGAGACAUUUACUAUA